Lethenteron reissneri (Far Eastern brook lamprey) is the source of this 1472-nucleotide messenger RNA. Its product is annotated as RNA-binding protein 25-like. Lineage: Eukaryota; Metazoa; Chordata; Hyperoartia; Petromyzontiformes; Petromyzontidae. The record is from RefSeq and is a predicted model, not a curated record.
AUGGAGAGCCGCGACGAGGCCCGCGGCCCACUGCGGAGAGACGCAGAGAGACAGAGACACAGAGAGACGCAGAGAGACAGAGACACAGAGAGACGCAGAGAGACGCAGAGAGGCAGACACAGAGACGCAGAGAGACACACACACACAGACACAGAGACACACACACAGAGACACACGCAGAGAGACACACACAGAGACGCAGAGAGACAGAGACACAGAGAGACGCAGAGAGACAGAGACACAGAGAGACGCAGAGAGACGCAGAGAGGCAGACACAGAGACGCAGAGAGACACACACACACAGACACAGAGACACACACACAGAGACACACGCAGAGAGACACACACAGAGACGCAGAGAGACAGAGACACAGAGAGACGCAGAGAGACAGAGACACAGAGAGACGCAGAGAGACGCAGAGAGGCAGACACAGAGACGCAGAGAGACACACACACACAGACACAGAGACACACACACAGAGACACACGCAGAGAGACACACACAGAGACGCAGAGAGACACACAGAGACACUGAGAGACACACACAGAGACACACACACACAGACACACACAGAGACACACAGGGAGACAGGGAGACAGAGACGCACACACACAGACACACACACAGAGACACACAGGGAGACAGGGAGACAGAGACGCAGAGAGACACACACAGAGACACUGAGCGACACACAGACACAGAGACACGCACACAGAGACACACAGAGACACACACACACACAGACACAGAGACACACACAUAGAGACAUACACACACAGAGACACACACAGAUACACAGAGAAACAGACACAGAGACACAGAGAGACACACACAGAGACACACACACAGAGACACUGAGAGAGACACACACAGAGACACACGGGGAGACAGAGACAUACGGAGACACACGGGGAGACACGGGGAGACAGAGACACACGGGGAGACACACGGGGAGACACGGGGAGACACAUACACACAGAGACACACAGAGACACACGGGGAGACAGAGACACACAGAGACACACGGGGAGACAGAGACACACAGAGACACACGGGGAGACAGAGACACACAGAGACACACGGGGAGAUGGAGACCGACAGAAUGGUGGGCGUCGCAACACAAUUCUGAGGAGAAACCUGGUGGAAAAAGGCGACCACAUUUGCCAAGAAACGAAGAAAUUAAUUAAUUUUAAGCUUUUAAAAUAAAGAAAUUUAAAAAGAAAAAUAACAAAACUAUAAGCGGCCAUUUUCUUUUCGUACGUCUAAUUUUCGCGCCAAUUUCAGCCGCGCCGCCUCGCUCCCCCCAUCUACGUCAUCGCGUCGGCAAGUGACGUCAUCACGCACGGGAGAAACCGGGCAGUUGAAGAUGAACGUCACCAACGCCGACCGCGUGACGUCAACGCGCAGUCAGCGGGAGGGGGGGCGGGGCCUACCCAUAUAAGGCGCGUGACGUAAUCACGCUCAGCCACCC